Molecule: messenger RNA, 1170 nt
Organism: Penicillium oxalicum
Lineage: Eukaryota; Fungi; Ascomycota; Eurotiomycetes; Eurotiales; Aspergillaceae
Product: putative integral membrane protein
Exons: 5
Coding region: 1-1170 (389 amino acids)
Source: RefSeq, a predicted model, not a curated record
AUGGCCGACGACAAAUUGAAUGCCUUUGCGGCCGCCAUCGAGGAUGCAGUGCAGGAUGACAGUCGCAGUAAGGCGAUCCUCAUUGUCACCUCUGUCUUCCUGGGCAUCUCCCUCUCGAGUGUGCUGCUGCGAGUCUUUGUGCGAACUCGCAUCGUGCGCGCAUUUGGAUGGGAUGAUGGAAUCAUGCUUUGCGCAAUGGGAUUGAACCUCGCCUUUGCGGUUUGCGGCAUCAUAGGCACCAAGUACGGCAUGGGGAGGAAACUCCUUUACUUUGCCCAGUAUCCAGAUCACCUCCGUCACGCCCUGCUGUGCUGGUGGCUGGGUCAGAUCUUCUACGUGAUCACCUGCGUCGUCGCCAAAAUCUCCAUCAUUAUCACCCUCCUUCGCAUCACUGUCGAUCGAAUCCAUGCGUGGAUCUUAUACACGGCGAUGGCGCUGGCCGUCGCGGUCGGUGCCACCUUCCUCUUCUUCACCAUCUUCCAGUGCAACCCGGUUCCCUACUACUGGCACCAAGGAUCCACCAGUGCGCACGGUACUUGCAUCAACAAGAACACGCUCAUUGCCAUCGCGUAUCUCUACAGCGUCGGCGCGGCGAUCACCGACCUCACCAUCGGCCUUCUCCCUGUGGCGCUGAUCUGGAACCUGCGCAUGAACGCGAGGACCAAAGUUGCCAUUGCCGGCAUUCUCGGCAUCGGGUGCAUUGCGAGUGCCGCCGUGAUUGUUCGCAUUCCAUUUGUCCAUCACUACAAGGAUCGUGAGGUUUUGUACAACACUUUCCAAAUCUCCAUCUGGUCCAAUGUCGAAGCCGGCCUCGGCAUCACGGCCGGAUGUCUCACGACUCUCCGUCCCCUCUUCCGAUUUCUUCGCGACGGCUCCUCCGCGUCACGAAGUCGCCGCACCCCGGGACCCGGUUCUUUCCCUCUCUCCAGUCAAGUGCCGCAUGGCGCGAAACCGUCCCGAUCGAAUUUCAAUCACCCCGAGUCCCCGCAAUUAUGGUCGGUGAGCGGGCAUGAUGAGUAUGGCGGGGUGACCACCACCAUCAUGGGUAGCCACCACGCCAAUCCGACUAGCAGCAGUGAGGAAGAUUUGAACCCCGUUGUCGAUCAAAACCUGGGCAAUGGAUGGAAGGUCGAACGGUCAGUUCGGGUGUCUGUGCGCGAUGAUUCAUGA